Messenger RNA from Pyrus x bretschneideri (Chinese white pear), 3454 nucleotides. Its product is annotated as disease resistance protein RPV1-like. Lineage: Eukaryota; Viridiplantae; Streptophyta; Magnoliopsida; Rosales; Rosaceae. Bases 670 to 3348 code for a protein of 892 amino acids. Gene Ontology annotation, biological process: signal transduction; defense response. The record is from RefSeq and is a predicted model, not a curated record. Gene Ontology annotation, molecular function: protein binding; ADP binding. The transcript has 5 exons.
GUAAAGAGUACAAGAUUAAUUUUUAAUGUAAAAAUAUAAUUUUUCGUUAAAAUAACAAUAACGUAAAUUUUUCGUUAAAACUCUAUUUUUCUUUUUGUAUUUGACAACUUCCUCUGCAUUGGACGAUCAAUACAGCCACCUCUGCUUCCUUCCACUUCUCUCUUCAUUAAGCUAGCAGAUCCGAGCUCCUUCGCCUACUCCUCAAAGUCUCCCUGUGAAAUCGGGACUUGCAGCCAAGCACGGAGAGCCGAUACAACAAUCAGAGGUUUCAAAACGACAAUCCGCGUAGGAGAUUUGGGAAAUACCGAACUGUACCGAAAUCCGGAAAAAUUUUCGAAAAUCCUGAAAUUUCGGUUCGCCGGGUUUCAAAAUCUUGUUCCGAAAAUUUUCGGUUUGGAAUUUGAAAUACCAUUUUUGGUUUGGGAUCCCAUACCGAACCAGCCCUCUUCAGUCAACUGCACGGCGUAUAUUUGUGGCGGGGUUUAUUAAUUGUAAGAAGAAGAAAGUAGUUCCGCCAGAAAAUGAAGGAAAUGGACAACUGGUCGAGCUUAGGGAAGCUGUAAAUCAUGGUGCUGGUUUUAGUGUCCUACCACUUCGCCCAUCGCAAUUCCGGUCGUCUUUGAUCUCCUCAUAUUCCUGCUUUGCUCCCUCGGCCUUGUCUUUCGGCAAAUGGAUAUCUCCGUCCCCUAUAAAGCCUCGUCCUCGUCCCCUUCCUCAAAAGGUUGGCUUUACAAUGUGUUCAUAAGCUUCAGAGGCGAAGACACACGUAAAAACUUCACGGGCCACCUUUAUGAAGCAUUGACAAGGGCCGGAAUCAACGCUUUUAUUGACGACGAAGAACUAAAAAAGGGAGAAGAUUUAAAAACCAAAUUUGAGCGAGCAAUCCAAGGUUCUAAGAUCUCUAUCAUCGUCUUCUCUAGACAGUAUGCAAACUCCAGCUGGUGCCUCGAGGAGCUGGUUAAGAUCAUGGAGUGUAGAAGAACGCUGGGGCGGUUAGUUUUGCCGAUAUUCUAUGACGUUGAUCCUUCGCAUGUCAGGAAACAGACUGACAGUUUUGGAAAAUUGUUUCUCGAACAUAUAGAUGAAAAGAAGGUAGAGAGGUGGAGAACUGCUCUUACUGAAGCUUCGAAUUUGUCAGGCUGGAAUCUCAGAAACACUUUGGACGGGCAUGAAGCAAAGUUUAUCAGGAUGAUUACUGAGGAAGUCACUAGGAAGCUAAACAACACAUACUUAGACGUAGCACCCUACCAAGUCGGACUAGAUUCUCGAGUGCAAGAUAUCAGUAAUUAUUUAUGCAUCGGAGAUUCGGAUGAUGUUCGCAUGAUUGGAAUUUUGGGCAUGGGUGGAAUAGGUAAAACAACGAUUGCUAAGGCCAUUUAUAACAAAUUUUGUGAAAGGUUUGAAGGUAAAUGUUUCCUUGAAAAAGUGAGGGAAAAGAAACUAGAAAAAUUGCAAAGACAACUUCUUUCUGAUAUCUUGCAAAUGACCAAGACAGAGGUAAGCAGUGUUGCUGCAGGGACCGCCUUGGUAGGGGAAAGAUUUCGACGCUUAAGGGUACUUGUCAUAGUUGAUGAUGUAGAUGAUGCGAAGCAACUACGUGAAUUAGCUGGAAAUUGCCACUAUUUUGGCCCGGGGAGCAGAAUCAUCAUCACAACUAGAAUUGAACGUGUGCUAAAAGAAUUUGCAAUUGAUGAGAUAUAUCGGGAGAAAGGAAUGGACCGAGAAGAAGCUCUUGAGCUCCUAAGUUGGCAUGCUUUCAGAAGUAGUUGUUGUCCUAGUCAAUAUCUUGUGCUCGCUAAAGAAGUUGUCAAUUACUGUGGAGGAUUGCCGCUGGCUCUUGAAGUUUUAGGAUCUACUCUUUUCAAACGAAGUGUAGAUGAAUGGAGAAGUAUAUUGGAUGAAUUGAAAAUGAUUCCUCGUGGAGAAAUUCAGGCACAACUGAAAAUAAGCUACGAUGGGCUAAAUGAUAAUUACAAGAGGCGGAUAUUCCUCGAUAUAGCUUGUUUUUAUAUCGGAAUGGACAAGAACGAUGUCAUACAAAUCUUGGAUGGUUGUGGCUUUUAUGCAACAACAGGAAUCGAGGUCCUCCUUGACCGGUGCCUUGUAACUAUUGGUAGAAAAAACAAGAUUAUGAUGCAUGAUUUGCUUCGAGACAUGGGCAGAGAUAUUGUGCAUACAGAAAAUCCCGAUUUCCCCGGAGAACAAAGUAGAUUGUGGCGUCCUGAAGAUGUAAAUGAUGUAUUGAUAGACAAAUCUGGAACUGAAAAAGUUGAAGGGCUGGCUUUGGAUUUGCCAAGUGUUAAAGAGAUUAGUUUCAGUACUGAGGCAUUUAGAAAUAUGAAGAGACUGAGAUUGCUCCAACUAAACUACGUUCGGCUCGCUGGGGGAUACCAAUGUCUUUCCAAAAAAUUAAGAUGGCUGUGCUGGCAUGGAUUCCCAUUGGAGUUCAUACCAAUAGAACUGUGUCAACCAAACAUAGUCGCUAUCGACAUGCGGUACAACAGCCUCAAACAAGUUCUUUGUGAGUCUUCUGGGUUGCUUAAUAAGUUGAAGAUUCUGAAUCUCAGCCACUCCCACAAUCUAACACAAUCUCCAGACUUUUCGAAACUCCCAAAUCUUGAGAAAUUGAUACUCAAAGACUGUAAGAGGUUGGUUAAAGUUCACAAGUCCAUCGGAGAUCUCAAGAGUCUUGUGUUGGUGAAUUUGAAAGACUGUAAAAUGCUUAAGGCUCUCCCAAGGAGUUUCUACAAGUUGAAAUCUGUCAAAACUCUUGUUCUCGAUGGUUGUUCAGGAUUCCGAAGCUUGUCUGAGCACUUGGGAAAAAUGGCAUCAUUGGUCACUCUUUUUGCUGAUGGGACGGCCAUAAAAAAAGUACCACGUUCCAUCGUACGAUUGGAGAAGCUCGAGUGCUUAUCUUUGAGUUACUUGAAGUGUCCUUUGCGGCUACCUUCCUUACGAGGCUUACGCUCUUUAAGAGACUUAAUUUUGGUGGACAACAAUUUAGAGGAAGUGCCUAAUGAUAUUGGGAGUAGUCUACCUUGUUUACAGAGCUUACGUCUAGAUAAGAAUAAUUUUCGGAGCCUUCCAAGCCUCAGUGGCCUCUCCAUGCUUCAUGCGCUAUUCUUGAUUGGUUGCAGAAACCUUGUCGAGAUCACAGAUUUACCAAAAAGUUUGGAUAUCCUGGAGAUAGAAGACUGCUUUGCAUUAGUAAGAAUGCCAGAUUUUUCAGGCAUGCGGACACAUGUGUAUCUUGAUUGCCCCAAACUCAUUGAGUAUCCAGCCUUGGACAGCGCGUUAAACUCAUUGAGUUUGCACACCACCCCCCUUCACCUCCCGAGAAAUUAUUAGAUGGUACCGUAUCGUCACGUCAGCUCGUGAUACUUCCAUUCAAAUUUUGACGUGUGUGUAGUUUUCACAGCUGGAUUUAAAAGCUUUUUUCAGUUUGGAAACAAAA